AUGCAACUGCUUAGAACUGCCAUUAUUUGGGUCUGGCUUGCCGUUGCUGGACCCAAUUGCUUCCUUUUCUUCGCCACUGGCCAUCAAGUCCAAGUUAAGAUACCCUUCUGGGAUGUGGGAGGCGUAAUCAAACAAGUAACUGGUUACAUGACAGGGCAGGACUCAGGACACCUUCCAAAGAAAAAGGAUCGACCUCAUCAUGAAGAUUAUUGGCCCUAUGCAUACUACGAUCCGGCUCUAAUGUAUCCACCUUAUUAUUACCCAUACCCGCCAUAUCCACCACCAACGUAUCCGCCAAUACCAACAAAAGGACCAACGAAAGGACCAACGAAAGGACCAACGAAAGGACCAACGAAAGGACCAACAAAGAAGCCAACUACCAAAAAACCACCAGAGACGACUACAAAGGAACCACCUGCGACGACCACAGAACCUGAGACAACUACAACAGAACCCACGACUAUAAAACCCGUAACCACAACGGAGGCCCCUACCCAAACAACAACGGAGGCCCCUACCACAACAACAACGGAGGCCCCUACCCAAACAACAACAGAGGCCCCUACCACAACAACAACGGAGGCCCCUACCCAAACAACAACAGAGGAGGCUGAGACAACCACAACCGAGAGUGAUUCUGAUGAAACCACUACGAGCACACCUGCGCGGGAUCUCUGCCAAAUUUAUCCCCUUCUUCCAGAGUGCCGGAUUAUCAAGUCGGUGCACCCGACGAAGAGCAAGAAACCCCAGAACAAUGUCCUUCAGCCUGAUCACAAGCUCUCCAUUAACACCGAACCGCACCCAGUAACGUCUCUCUGCUUCUAUUAUCCUCGACUUUGUAUGAAGCCGGAGGAAGCUCAGUUUGUGAGUUUAUCGGACGAAAAUGGCAAACCUUUGCUGCUAAUAUCUCCGGCAGAGAAGAAGUCAACUCACUCCAAAGGGUAG
Molecule: messenger RNA, 945 nt
Organism: Drosophila kikkawai
Lineage: Eukaryota; Metazoa; Arthropoda; Insecta; Diptera; Drosophilidae
Product: proteoglycan 4
Source: RefSeq, a predicted model, not a curated record